This is a messenger RNA of Penicillium arizonense, 894 nucleotides long. RefSeq names its product SDR family NAD(P)-dependent oxidoreductase. The transcript is spliced from 2 exons. Gene Ontology annotation, molecular function: oxidoreductase activity, acting on the CH-OH group of donors, NAD or NADP as acceptor. The coding region runs from base 1 to 894 and encodes 297 amino acids. NCBI's taxonomy places the organism in Eukaryota, Fungi, Ascomycota, Eurotiomycetes, Eurotiales, Aspergillaceae. The record is from RefSeq and is a predicted model, not a curated record.
AUGAUCACAGGUGGGACAUCGGGCAUCGGAUUCGCUAUCGCCGAAAGAUUCCUACAGGAAGGGGCAUCAUCAAUUGUCCUAGUGGGAAGAACUCAAACACGUCUCCAAGAAGCAGCUACCAGACUAGCCUCCUUAACUGGUACAUCGGCUGGUCUUGAUGAAAGCAACGGCAUAGUUGCAACACGCGCCCCAGAGGAGGACAUCCAGCAAAGCACGCCAGAAAAGAUCCGUCUUCUUGUUGGAGAUGUUUCAGAAGCAGGAGGAUCAUGGGUGCGGGAACUCGAGAAGGAAAUGGCGAAUGUAGACAUCCUAGUCAACGCAGCCGGAAUCUCCAUAUCAAACAUCUUGCCCAGGUCCGAGCUGGAGGAUAUCUCCAAGACAUUGCGCACAAACCUCGAAGGCGCAAUGAUCACCUCACGAGCAUUAAUGCGCGCCUCGAUUCGCAACCGGAUGCGCAAUCGAAAUGAUCCAGCUGCCGGGAACAGACCUUCAAAGUGCAUUAUUAACGUUUCUUCGUUGCUAGCCAUCAAGGGUGGAACUGGUGCGGUUCCGUAUGCGGCCUCUAAGGCUGGUCUGUUGGGGUUGACUCGGUCUUUGGCUGUUGAGGCGUCGGCUUCAUUGAAGGAUAUUGUGAUUCGGUCGAAUGCGAUUGUGCCGGGUUAUAUUGAAACGCCCAUGAUUGCAGGUAUGCUGGUGCUAUUCUUCAUUCUUUGGGAGCUUGCUUACGUUGAUGUAGAUUUCACACCUGGAGAAAUGAGCAGGCUGAAGGAUCUCAUUCCUCUUCAUCGAUUUGGAGAUCCGCGCGAGAUUGCCGAUGCUGCUGUUUUCUUGGCGCAGAAUGAAUAUGCGAAUAAUUGUGUGCUUAAUAUCGAUGGUGGUUUGAGUGCUGUUUAG